AUGUUUCUAGCUUCAAACACGAAGUACAUUGUUGUAUACAUAGACGGUCGAGGAUCCGGUAUGAGAGGUUGGAAGUACAAAGAGCCGGUCUAUGGACGUCUUGGCACCGUCGAAAUUGAUGAUCAGAUCGAAACAAUGAAAAUUUUGGCUGCCAAGCAUCGUUUCAUUGAUUCCAAGCGGAUUGGAAUAUGGGGAUGGUCGUAUGGCGGAUUCGUUGCGGCGCACGUUGUUGAACGGGACAGUGGUCGUCUGUUCAAAUGUGCUGUCAGUGUAGCGCCAGUAACCGACUUCAAACUCUACGAUGCCACUUACACGGAGCGUUACAUGGGCGAUGCAUCGGAGCUUGCAUACGAAAGAGCGAAUCUUGUUCGCAAUGUUAGCAUGUUCAAGCACGUGAAAUUUCUCCUCGUACACGGUACCGCUGAUGGUAAGUCCUAA
Gongylonema pulchrum is the source of this 438-nucleotide messenger RNA. Lineage: Eukaryota; Metazoa; Nematoda; Chromadorea; Rhabditida; Gongylonematidae. The record is from the annotation of a GenBank genome assembly.